This is a messenger RNA of Danaus chrysippus (African queen), 3123 nucleotides long. The record is from the annotation of a GenBank genome assembly. NCBI's taxonomy places the organism in Eukaryota, Metazoa, Arthropoda, Insecta, Lepidoptera, Nymphalidae.
AUGGCGCUUGUGCGCCGUAUAUUAGGCGACGCCCAGGCGAAACUUCGCAAGAUGGUGGACGAACAAGUGUCAGUUGGCACAAGGGUAGAAGCGGAUGCAGAACCAGAGCCCGCAGACCCUCUCAUCACUCCAGCGUGUUCUGCGCUCGAUCGAAAUGACGAUCCUCGACCCAUUCCCCCCGAACGAAGAUUCCUCAUCAGCACUCUUGAUAAACCUCGCAAUAGUUCGCUGAAUGGGGACAAAGAUUCUACAUUGAAUAGGUCUGCUCGAAUAUCAAUAAAAAAUGGAAAGGAAAAUCCUUUUAUCGCCUCUUCACCAGAUGACGAUAACAAAGAAAACCAAACAAAUGGUAAAUUAGAUUCACCGAUCAAAUGGUCCACUCAAAAUGGUAGCGACAGUGGAACUUAUGCUGAGAUUGGGACAGGAGCAAACAGUAACACCAGUGAGAAAAAUAUUCUGGAUCCAGCGGACAGCUCUGAAGAAGAAGUUCCUUUACCAGACGCUACUUCUCCGGGUAGGAGCAGUGAAGGCCCUGAACCCAGAGCUGAUAUUACUGCCUCUCUUGAGGGAGGUUCAGGGUCCCCAGGAGGUCGGUCAGAUCGUUCCCGUCAGGAUGAAGUACCGGCAUCUCCAGGAAUGCUAACAGCUGCUCAGUUGGCGCGCAGACUACGCUUAGAAAAUGAGCGCCUGCAGGCGGAGUUGACAAGAGUACGACGGCUACUUGUGGCUGCGGCGGAGAGGGGUGAGGCGGGUAACGCGUUGAUAGAAAGGGCCCCCGAUGCAGAAGGGCCACCCCUUGACCCUCAGCAACUAGAGAAGGAGCUGUUGCUUGCUAGAGAAGCUGUUUCAUCUCUCAAAGCCGACAAGAAACGGCUUAAAGCGGAGAAAUUUGAUUUGCUCAAUCAAAUGAAGCAGCUCUACGCCACUCUUGAGGACAAAGAGAAGGAGCUCAGGGAUUUCAUCAGGAAUUAUGAACAGAUGCGGUCUCGAAGCGGUGCUUCAUCAGCGUUGGGUGCAGAACGAGCGGAGCGGGAACGCGAGCGUGCGGCGUUGUUGCGGCAUGCCCGCGACGAGGCAGAGCGCUCUUUACAACUGGCGGCCGCACUCAGCGCCCGUGAUACACAGUUGCGGCAUGCUAGGGAACAGCUUUUUGAGGCUAGAAGACAACUACAAGCGGCGGGAUGUUUGUCCGAAGGUGAGAGUGUGGCUUCCUUGGGAAUCGGUCCUCCAAUGAUGCUUGGAGGUCCUACUGGUUUGAUGGGUGAUAGAGGUAGCUGCAGCGCAGAUUCUGGAGUUAGAGGUAGCAGCGAUGGUGGCGCCACGUCGGUUUGCGGCGGAAACCUAUCAGACUCCACCGCAGAGGGCGCGCCUCCCACCCUCGACCCAUACGAUACAGAUGCUGUAUCAUUGGUGUCAUCCGCGCACCCUGUAUACCAAUUAAGUACGCCACGUGACUGUAGCCCGACUCUUUCACCACAUAACAGCGCUUCAUCUUUCACAAGAUCUAUUGAUGCUGGAUCCUUAUCUAGGUCAGUGGAGCAGUUAUCAAGUCCGGGGGAAUGCGACUCUGGUAUGGUAGGGAUGCGGUCUCGGCCUGGGGGAUCCAAGGCCGGCCGCGGUCGAGGAUCCGCUUGGGGAUCCAUAUCUCGCGUGUUUGCUCGAAGCAGACACCGCACUAAGUCCGGUAGCGCAGCCAGUAGUGGUCACGAGAGCGAGCCAAUAUACGCCGGAACAGGCAGCACAAGUCGCGCUUGGUCUCCUCUAGGCAGUGAGGCAGCAUUACGCGAAGCUGCUUCUCUACCUCUAUCAAGAUGGCGAGCACCAGCCAUCAUCGCCUGGCUUGAACUUGCUCUUGGCAUGCCGCAAUAUGCAGCUGCUGUUGCUGAUAAUGUUAAAAGUGGAAAGGUUCUGCUCGAGUUGACGGACACGGAUCUUGAGGUCGGGUUGGGGGUGACUCAGCCAAUGCACAGGAAGAAGCUGCGGCUGGCCAUCGAGGAGAGACGGCGGCCGGACCUCGUGCGGAACCCUAGCAUCGGACAGCUGAGCCAUGCAUGGGUUGCUGCGGAGUGGUUGCCGGAUCUAGGGCUGUCCCAAUACGCAGAAUCAUUCUUAGCCAAUCUGGUGGAUGCUAGAAUGUUGGAUACGAUCAGCAAGAAGGAACUUGAGAAAUAUCUUGGGGUCACGAGAAAAUUCCAUCAGGCAUCGAUCGUCCACGGCAUUCAUUUGCUACGAAUCAUGAAAUACGAUAGACAAGCACUGGCUGUACGGCGGCAUCAGUGCGAAAAUGUCGAUGCGGACCCUCUGGUUUGGACCAAUCAAAGGUUUAUGCGCUGGUCUCACAAUAUCGACUUGGGUGAAUUUGCUGAGAAUCUCAAAGAUAGCGGUGUCCAUGGUGGUUUGGUGGUACUUGAACCAUCAUUCACUGGUGAGACCAUGGCCACGGCGCUCGGCAUACCACCGUCGAAGAGUAUAAUUCGAAGGCAUUUGGUAGCGGAAUUUGAUGCCCUUGUCAUCCCAGCGAGGUAUACGAUAUUUUGCCAGGUGGAAGAACUGCAAGUGGAGGCUGCCCGAGCAUCCAUGUUGAAUAUGUUUGGUCACCAAAUAAGGAUGUUGGGAAGACCGUUUUCGAGAUCGGUUGCGACAGGCUUGCCUGGAAUCGACUUUAGUGCUGAUUCUAGAAGACAUAGUCUGAGGGGUUCUAUAACACGAGCGUUGGGUGUUCUUAAGCCGAAGCACGAUAGACCGUCACCAUCAAGUUCGAGCGAGAGUUCUAGCGUGAUGAGUCUGACACAACCGUACAUAUCCUAUUCACCUCCUAUAGCAGUUCGGACGCUGUCUCAAUUGAGUAUGACAUACGCUCCACCUCCAACACUAGCAGAAUAUGAACCGAUAUAUACUCCUUUGAGUUUAUAUUCCCAGUCUAGCGCAUCCACAAAAGAUAGCCUACAGCGCCUUAAUGAUGGCAAAGAUUAUAAUAUCACCCACCGCUACGGACAAAAAGUAGAUCAAUCUCAUCGAGUGAGUUCACCAUUACCUGAAACAUCUGACGGAAAUAAACAAAGGCGUCACAGACGAGUGAAAAGUAUAGGAGAUAUCAAUGCUUCGAGCAAAACAACGGUUUAA